AUGGGCGGCCGCAGAGCCAGUUCCAAAAGAAAUCAGACACCUCCGGUCUCAAACUCGAAGAAAACACGAAACGAUUCUUACUCUCCACCUCCAUUGCAUGCUGCUCAACUCCAACGUGCAAAACCACCUUCUCCCGACGAACAAAUGUCAGGCGAGUCUUAUUUUUCUGAUUCUACUUCUACCUUGUCUAUUUUAAACCAUCCUCCCAGCCCGUCUCCUACUCCCAACCACAAGAAGCAAAACAACUCAGGCGGAUCACAGCAAGAUGAUGCAAAUCCAAUAGUCGCAAAGCCCGCAAUUCGUAUCAUUAUUACGUAA
Macrosiphum euphorbiae (potato aphid) is the source of this 318-nucleotide messenger RNA. Lineage: Eukaryota; Metazoa; Arthropoda; Insecta; Hemiptera; Aphididae. The record is from the annotation of a GenBank genome assembly.